AUGAUUAGGCCACACGAGCAGAGCGAUUGUUUCCGACGUCUUCAGGAACUGCGUUUCCCUAAACUUCCGUGCCUACACGUCGGUCCACCCACACGCAAUAUCUUCUUCCCACUUGAAGUAUGUGAGAUGGACACACCACAGAAAUACAAUAAAAAGCUAAGUGAAAAGCAGACAAGCUCAAUUAUCAGAGCUGCUGCAGUAGAUGCAUCACAAAGAGAAGAGCGCAUCGCGCAACUCUGCCAACAGGCUGGCUUCGACCGUGACCCUUUCCUCAAAGAGUUCGGUCUGUCGGUUUCAUCUCGGAUGUUCGAGACCAUGGCGAGGGUUAUCCAGCCACCUCAAAUCAUGUUUGGCGACAAUUCAAAAAUGGUGGUAGGUCUCAUGUUUAAUUUCAAGCCUCUUACCUUUACCGUCAAAGAAUCAUCAGAUGCUCACCAUACCUUCGCUAACACUCCUUUGAAGGACCCCAUCGUUCACCCAAAGGACGGAGCAUGGUCCAUGGACAAUCAAACAUUGUAUCUGCCAGCAACCUGUGGCAGCUAUUCGAUGAUUGCACUGGUGAAUCCCAGGGACCAGAAUUUGCUGCAAGGGUUCUGCCAAGCACUCUACGCCAAGGCAACGCAAAUGGGUAUGGACUUCCCGAAAUGGCCCGAUCUUGUCAAAUAUGGACGUGGUCGUGACGAUGUCGUCAUGUUGUUCAAUGAGAUCGCCAACGAAUAUAAACAAACAAGCACCAGUUGUGAUCUCGUCAUUGUGGUCCUCCCAGGAAAGAACUCUGAUAUCUACAUGACUGUGAAGGAAAGCUCAGACAUGAUCCACGGCAUAAUGUCACAGUGCGUGCUCAUGAAGAACGUCCAACGCCCAUCGCCCGCCACUUGCUCAAAUAUUAUUCUGAAAGUAAGUGCAGUCUACGGGACCACAAAGAAAAAAUUCGAAACAGCGUCCUGA
Molecule: messenger RNA, 948 nt
Organism: Cooperia oncophora
Lineage: Eukaryota; Metazoa; Nematoda; Chromadorea; Rhabditida; Trichostrongylidae
Source: the annotation of a GenBank genome assembly